Molecule: messenger RNA, 1013 nt
Organism: Chara braunii
Lineage: Eukaryota; Viridiplantae; Streptophyta; Charophyceae; Charales; Characeae
Source: the annotation of a GenBank genome assembly
CGGGUUUGGGAAAAAAAAAAAAAGAAAGGUUCGGAUAGGCCUGGUACAAUCCGGGCUGAUUGUGAAAAAUGGAGGAGGACCUGAUCCCGCCAUAUAUGUAUACACUCGUCCCUUCACGUAUUAAAAAAUUGCGUAUAGUAUUAAUGUCAUAUACAUAUACAUAUACAUUGUGCCAUGAUUGUGGAUAAAAUGCGUCCGGUUGUGUACAAGCAUGGAGGAGGAGGUGGAGGAGGAGGUCGAGGAGGAGGAGGAGGAGGAGGUCGAGGAGGAGGAGGUCGAGGAGGAGGAGGAGGAGGAGGAGGAUGAAGAGCAGGACGACAACGAGGAAGAGGAAGACGAGGAGGAGGGGGAGGAGGAGGAGAAGGAGGAGGAGGAGGGGUCGAGGGGAGCAGCAGCAGACGGAGCGGCUGCUGCAGAGAAAUCUGGUGCUGAAAAUGGUGUGGCGAAUGGAGGAGGAGGAGGAGGAGGAGGAGGAGGAGGAGCAAGCACGCAAAGGCAUGCAAGGCUGAGGCCAUGCAUGACCCGAUCCGACGAUAUGCGGGACCGAGUCGCGGUCGCGACCCCGGCGUUGCAGAGCAACGGAGAUGUUGAGACCAUGGGCCUUGCUCCACUACUCUCGAAAUGUGCAAAACGAGAAGAUGCAGGAAAGCAGAGCAAUCGCAAUUUGCUGCAUCCUUCCUCAAAAGAAGUCCAGAUUCAGGAAUUCGAUCCAGUGCUCUGUGCUAAUGGGACCGGCCACCUGGGGAUGAGCGGAGCGCAGAAAACGGCAUGAUCGAGGAACGAUCUGCGUUCUGUGAACACUAGGCCUUGCUGGAUGUAUAUGCCCACAUUUCCGACCCGGCGGCGUGGAUGAACCUGACCGAUUUUUCCGUCCAGAGAGAAGUGGGACAAGUCCUACCGGUAGUGGGAGUCUGCCCGGAGCUCUGCGAACACGUGGACUUGUAUCUUUCUAUUUGAAUGAAGUGGAUUUUUUUUUUAUUUUUAUUUUUUAAUAAUGAAUGAAGUGGAUUUCG